Molecule: messenger RNA, 2377 nt
Organism: Gopherus evgoodei (Goodes thornscrub tortoise)
Lineage: Eukaryota; Metazoa; Chordata; Testudines; Testudinidae
Gene: EFNA1
Product: ephrin A1
Exons: 5
Coding region: 393-1028 (211 amino acids)
Biological process (GO): ephrin receptor signaling pathway; axon guidance
Cellular component (GO): plasma membrane
Molecular function (GO): ephrin receptor binding
Source: RefSeq, a predicted model, not a curated record
GAGGUUGGAGGGACAGCAGCAGGAAGGCAUUGCCUGCAGGCCAACUGGCCACUCUCCAGGAUCCCUUCACCCACCACUGAAAUGCAGCCGCCUCAGGGCCAGGGAGGGGUAGCGGUUCUAAGGCCGCCCGCAGUCCAGCGCUUAGCCAAACCACUGGCCAAACUCCCACUGGCUUCAGUGGGGCAGGAGUUGUGUCUUCAUCGGUGCCCAGCACCAGGCCAGGACUGUUUGGCCAGGAAGUGAGGAUCCCUGGAUCCCUGCAGUGAGCAAGGUCUGCCAGGGCACCUCAGAGCUGGUGCUGAGCUGGGAGCCUGGGGCUCACCCUGACCGAGUGGCUGGCAGGCUGCCCACAGUACAAGCACCAGGCCGGGCUCGUGCCCAGUGAGACCAACAUGAGCCAGUGCGCGCUCCGGCACUGGGGAGCCGUGUGUGGGCACCCAGCACAGGACACAAACCCACCCCAAGAGAUGAGACCCAGCUCCCGCAGCAGUGCUCCCAGGUUCCUAGCGGACGACUACACAGUGGAGGUCCGGCUCAAUGACUACCUGGACAUCAUCUGCCCGCACUACGAGGAGGGCAGCGUGACGCCUCGCGCCAUGGAGCGCUACACCCUCUACCUGGUGGAGUACGAGGAGUAUGCGGCCUGCAAACCCCACUCCAAGGAGCAGAUCCGCUGGGAGUGCAACAAGCCAGCUGCCCUGCAUGGCCCCGAGCGGUUCUCGGAGAAGUUCCAGCGCUUCACGCCCUUCACCCUGGGGAAAGAGUUCAAGGAGGGACACAGCUACUACUACAUCUCAAAGCCAAUUCACCACCAUGGCGACGGCUGCCUGAAGCUGAAGGUGACUGUGGCUGGCAAAGCCACUGGGAUGCUGCCCGUCCACACCCCAAUGCAGAAGGGGGGGAUCCAGGCAGAUGACGCGGACGUGCAGGUCCUGAAGAGUGUGGGCCAGAACUCAGCGCUGCGGAGCAGCAGCCCUGUCACCUUGCUCAGCCUCCUGCUGCCCCUGCUGGUGCCGCAAGGCCUGUGAGGUGGGAGCCUGGCUGAGCGGCAUGGACUGAACCACUGGAUGGCGGCUGCUGCUGGGAUUGGACCCUGUGGCCCAGAGAUGUGCAGGCCCCCGGCUGGGCUGUUGCAAACACACACCAGCUGGAGGUGGACACGUGAAUCAGCCAGGCGUGCGUUGGCAGCCUAAGGACUUAUUACGGGUUGAAUGACCCAAGUGGUCAGUAUUACGGGUCGAAUGACCCAAAGCCGAGCUGAGCAACCAAAGCCACCACAGCCCUGCGGGGAGCGGCCCUGCAGGAGGGAUUGCUCCUCCUUACCGCCAAAGAACAGACCACCAGCACUUUCAACCACUCGCUUUGAGAGCAGACGACAGCAGCUGCUGCCCUGGCUGGACGGGCAGUGGCUCUGGACUAGGAGGGGGUGGGGUGCAGGCACCUCUGGCCAGCUGAGGCAGCCCCCGUGGAGUGUGCAGGAUGGACAGGCCUUGCGGGCUGGUGGCGUGGAAGUGUCCUGCAGGCAGAGGCACGAGUGCUGUCCAAGCAAGCAGCCUAUGGACGGGCUGUGUCUGUGAGGCUGAGUGCAACCCAGGGACUCUGGGUUUGCUGGGGCCAUGGUAUCACCUUGCUGGAGCAGGAUGUCCUGGAGCAAUAUUCCUUCUGGUGCAGGAUGCCUGGUGUCAGCGAUGUGGGUGCCAGGAUUCCGUAUGGUGUGACACCUGGAAAAUAAUGUGUAGAUGUGUCUGGAGCAGGUGCCCCCUCCCCAAAUUCUGACCUCCUAUGGCAAUUCUGCUGAUUACAGCUUGGCCAGGGGCCUGGGACUGUCUGGCCUGAAGCAGGGAGCUGGGCUGCAGGCUCCUCAAAGGAGACAAACACCUCCUCACAAUUGCCCGAGGAAGGAAUGAGCUGGCAGCCCCAAACCCAUGACACCCCGUUCCCUCUACUCACCUCAGCCUGGCCUCUCCAGAAACACUGAGAGCAAGAGUUCCUUGGGCACAAACUCCCAGCCCCAUUCCUGUCUGCCUAGGCUCAUUGCCACAGUCUCUCUCUCCCGGCCCCACCCAGGACUCUCUGUCCUCUGUGUAAAGCAGCCACCUGUGCUGGAAACAGGGUGGGGCAGAGGCUGAGCGUAGCUGCUGCCUGGCUGGAGUUCCCUCCACGGGCAGGUCUCUAGACACGCUGUACGACCCUGUCUCCACGGCCUGUGUGCGCCUCGGUGCCUGGAGAGGGCGGGGGGCUAGGUGGCUCGUUCACCCACACACCUGCUGGGCUCUGCAUGGAGGAGUGUAUAUAACGUGUCUCGAUUUGUAAAGCUUCCUUUUUACCACUGAAAUUUUUAUACAAAUGGUCCUGAAUAAAUAUGUUUUGGAUAUGG